CAGUAUUGCAAACUGAUCGUUCGAUUCCGUCGAUUAGUGUUCAUUACGAGUGGACUUUCUGUUGAUGUUUAAGAAUUCUAUAAAUUUAAUGCAGUUUAUCGUUUGAAAUUUACACGAACACCUUGGAUUAUAACCGUAAGAGAGUGGGAAAAUUCGUUUUCCAUCCCGUAUCAGAUCUAUCUCAACUGAAACUUUUGUGUUGACGAUCGUGUCAGUGAUCUUAAAACAAAACGAAGUAACUAAUUCUUCAUCGUGAAUCCAUGUAUCAGACUGCGAUUUUGACUUUUAACGCGUCGUAGACGUUGUUUGUUGGUGAAAAGUUGACUGAUUUUUCUUCGAUACGUGAUCUAUCGUAACAUACGUUACUACGUUACACGUGUUCUCCGUAACUAUUUUGGUUAACAGUGGGACCUACAUAAAGAUAUCGUCAACUGCAACUAGCAUGUUAAGUUACUGGAGUAACAGAGACACUCGUAAACUGUGAUCUUUAAUUGAUCGAUACUGAUCCAUAAUCGAUAAGUGAUUGGUGUAGUGCGUAUUAUUCCUAUGUGUAUAAAUUCAGUUUGAGACGCAACCAAGUAUAGUGAGGAUAAACAAGUAGAGUAUAUGCGUGAUUAACAAUUCUCGUAUAGAUUGAAACGUUAAUAAUACUGGCAUCUUUAAAAGUGAACGAAGAAAAAGACCUAGCGUCUCGAUGCUGGAGUGUGCUAAUGUUGUAUAAUAGCAUGCAGUUCGCAUAUCGUUACACGUGGAACCGAGAAAUAAUUGUCAAUUCUCAAAAGCUCGUGAAAAGACGUUGAAUCGAGACUUUUCAUGGUCCUGUAGAUGGGCUUGACUGUUUCACUUUGAUAAAACACCGUAUUAUAUAUUAAGGAUAAUUUUUUUUUUUUUUUUAUUUAAUUAUAACAUACAUGUACGAUCCCCUGGUUCCCUUUUAUUAAUAAGGGUUCAUACGAAAACAAACGCACGUGAUAAUGGCUACUAUAUGUUACAGUGAGCCUUUUUCAGAUUGGUUGGAGGAAAAGAUAGAACUUCCCAUUUUUGAAGAAUUACCAAUUUCUGAAAGUGGACAGAUAAAGCCAACGUCAUACAAUGAAAUUACAAAAAUCCCUCAACAAGACAAUACGCAAACUUUAUUGCAAGAAUUUGAAACUGUACUGGGAGAUGUGGAAGCUUGCCAUCAAAUAGUCCCUUCGUCAACGUCCACUCUUACACCUCCACAAUCCCCUCCUCCGCAUAAACCAUUAAAUGUAGAUACCCAAUUACUUGUUACUUUGCAACCUGUACAACCAUUGUAUUCCAACCAUCAAUCCAUAUACAAUGUGGUAAAUCCUGAAGAAAAAUCAUGUGAAAAUGAGGUACCAUUAGAGUGGAAUACAAAAAAUGUAUCAUUGGAUCCAUUGAACACAGAUGUUGCACAUGAUUUAGCUGUGGUAGAUGAAUAUGUACGUUUACAUACAGAAGAUAUUCCACCACCUAGUCCAUGUACAAGCUCUGGUGGCAGUUACACUUCAUCAGAAGAUUCUGUUGAUGAUCCAGAUUGGGUUAUAGAAUCAGGAAAGAAGCACAUAAAACAAUCUGCGUACAUUUCGUCUAAAAGUCGUCAAAAACCUUACUCCCGGCCAUCUGUAGAGGACAAAAAAGUUCGUAAAAAGGAACAAAAUAAAAACGCGGCAACACGUUAUAGACAAAAGAAAAAGCAAGAAAUAAAAGAGAUAUUGGGUGAAGAACGUGAACUUGCUGAACAUAACGAAAAAUUAAAAAAUAAAGUAACUGAUUUACAGCGAGAAAUUGGGUACUUAAAGGGUUUAAUGAGAGACUUAUUUAAAGCCAAGGGUCUUAUCAAAUAAUCCAUUUAUCUAUCAAUCACUGUUAUGUUUAUUCAUUUUUAUUGAAUUUAUUAAUGAUAUUUUUUGACACUAACUUUUUUUUAUAUUAAUACUAAUCGUGUAGCGUAUAGAUUUAAAGUACUGAUUAUUUUCUUUUCUUUAACUAGCCACAUAUCUAAAACAAUUUUAAAUCUAUCACAGCAUCUUAGUAGGACUACAGAACUGUCACCACAUGAUGCAUAAUAUAUUUACACAUACUCAAAUUUAUUUGUGGUCCGUUAAAGAUUAAGAGUCAAGGUGCAUUAAAUAAUGAUGGAAUUUGUAAAGUAUGCAGCCCUAUGAAACUCGUCGGAGUGGAAAUUUGCUGUUACUGAACAUUCUGUAAACAAUUUAAUGCAUCUUAAUGAUGCAAAUA
Osmia lignaria (orchard mason bee) is the source of this 2244-nucleotide messenger RNA. RefSeq names its product bZIP transcription factor crc (gene crc). NCBI's taxonomy places the organism in Eukaryota, Metazoa, Arthropoda, Insecta, Hymenoptera, Megachilidae. Gene Ontology annotation, molecular function: DNA-binding transcription activator activity, RNA polymerase II-specific; RNA polymerase II transcription regulatory region sequence-specific DNA binding. Gene Ontology annotation, cellular component: nucleus. The record is from RefSeq and is a predicted model, not a curated record. Gene Ontology annotation, biological process: regulation of transcription by RNA polymerase II.